Molecule: messenger RNA, 1171 nt
Organism: Prunus dulcis (almond)
Lineage: Eukaryota; Viridiplantae; Streptophyta; Magnoliopsida; Rosales; Rosaceae
Product: mitogen-activated protein kinase kinase kinase 17-like
Exons: 1
Coding region: 1-1128 (375 amino acids)
Biological process (GO): protein phosphorylation
Molecular function (GO): protein kinase activity; ATP binding
Source: RefSeq, a predicted model, not a curated record
AUGGGUUCUUUGAAGAGGAAAAGAGAAACCCAGAAGGAAGACGAACCAGGGCUUUUACAGAAGAGUUUUUUACUUACUGGGUGUGGCGCUUGGGUUCGAGGGCGGAAGCUCGGCCAAGGCGGAUUUGGGUCGGUUUAUUUGGCCUCUGUGAAAAAACCCAAAUUAGGUAGCGAGGGUUUUCCGGCGAUCAUGGCGGUGAAAUCGGCAUUGAUGGUUGAAUCGCUUGAGCUGAUGAUCGAAAAGUCACUUCUUGAAACGCUUCGUAGCAGCCCUUUUGUUAUCGACUGCUAUGGAGAUGAUGUGACUGCUGGGUUUGGUCAUAAUUUGGUAUACAAUGUCUUCUUGGAGUAUGCUGAUGGAGGAACAGUGGGGGAUUUGAUAAAGCUAUCUGGGGGCUCUGGGCUCUGUGAAUUACAAGUGAGGAAGUAUACAGAGUCGAUUUUGAAAGGGGUUGAGUACAUUCAUGAAAUGGGUUUUGUACACUGUGAUUUGAAGCCUGAAAACAUCUUACUUGUGACCUCUGGUUCUGGUUUUGUGCCCAAAAUUGGGGACUUGGGACUGACAAAGAGGGCUAUGAGCAAGCGUUCUUGUAGAGGCACUCCAAUAUACUCAUCUCCUGAAACAGUGCUCGAUAGAAUUCAGGAGAAGCCUUCUGAUAUUUGGGCAUUGGGCUGUGUUGUGCUGAAGAUGCUCACUGGGAGGCAUCCAUGGGAUACAAAAGCCGGCGUGAAACUUCAUGACCCUCAGAUUGCUUCUGGAGUUCCUAACAUUCCUGGUGGGUUAUCAGAAGAGGCGAAAGAUUUCUUGAAGAAUUGCUUUGUGAGGGACCCUUCACAGAGGCUCACAGCAGCUAAGCUAUUGCACCAUCCCUUCGUGACUAAAGUUGAUGAGAUUGGACAGGUUAAAUUUGAACCAAUAAAGGAAGUUUCUUCAGUGUUAUCUUCUGAGCACUGUGUAAUUGAUUAUGGUAGUUUCAUACCACUUGGAAGUUGGAGCUCUGAAGAGGCAGAGGAGAUGGAGCAACAGAUUCUUCCUUUGGCCCUCAUGUCUCCUAAAGAUUCAACCCCGGUGAUCCCAACCACUGGGUGCCAAAAGCCAUCAGCUUUUCCUAUAUUGGGUGCAGCUUAGUUUAUAUUGUUUUGAAAGCCUUCCAUGAAUUGAUGUAAGGCUU